CACAUCGUGAGGCAUACGGCGUUGAAGUGGCCGUGUCGGCUCAGUGUCUGUGAGCCGGGAGCCAAUAACCAGAGAAGAAGAAGACGGUUACGACAAUUUCAACUUUUGCGGCUGAAGAUGCGUCGAUAAGGUAACAUUCAUAAUAACCGACACAAUAUUUACCGACUGUAAUAAUUAUACUUGUCGGUAAUGUCGCAAAAUGAAUUUUUCACCUAACUUUGUUUAAAUAUAUUGGCGCCAAGAAAACGCACGAAGAAAUCUCUCAUCGAAAGUUCGUUCAAGAAUCGUCUUUUGCAAAAAAAUUCCCCGAGCAUGAAGUUUCUUUCAUAGUUACUCUUCCAAUUAGACUGUCGAUCCGUGUGUGAGAUCUAAUUACGCUCAUCACGUUCGUACGUUUGCGUCCAACAGAUGCUGGGAGCUACUUGCCGUUUCCUCUUAAUUAACAGUUAGUCGCAGGCAACAUGUGUACGCCAGCGAAGAUUAAAAAAUUAGACGAGGUCGUGGUAAAUAAAAUCGCGGCUGGAGAGAUAAUCCAGAGGCCUGCAAACGCGUUAAAGGAGUUGAUAGAAAAUAGUUUGGACGCCAAAGCGACAAACAUACAAAUCACCGCGAAGGAAGGAGGCUUAAAGUUACUACAGAUACAAGAUAAUGGCACUGGUAUCCGGAAGGAAGAUAUGGCUAUUGUGUGCGAGAGAUUCACCACGAGCAAGCUGCAAAAGUUCGAGGAUCUCAGCGCCCUUACGACAUUCGGAUUUCGGGGAGAAGCUCUGGCCAGCAUCAGUCACAUAGCCCUUCUCGCUAUCACGACAAAGACGGCGGACGAAAAGUGUGCCUACAAAGCAUCAUAUAUUAACAGCAAGCUGAAAGCACCCCCGGUGCCCUGUGCUGGAAAUCAAGGCACUGUGAUAACGAUAGAGAAUCUGUUCUACAACGUGGUGACUCGCAGAAAGGCUCUGUCGAAUUCGUCGGAGGAGUUCGCCAAGAUUACGGAGGUGGUUAUGAGAUACGCCGUGCAUAAUCCGGCGGUAGGAUUUACGUUGAAAAAGCACGGCGAGCCGAGUCCGCAGGUCCGAACGCCACAUAAUUCGACAAAGCAGAGUAACAUAAGGAUAUUGUAUGGCAAUCCAGUCGCUCGUGAACUGCUAGAAGUGGAGCUGGACGACAAGGAUUAUAAAUUUAAGCUGCACGGUUUAGUGACGAAUCCAAAUUACACGAAUAAACGAAUGAUAAUGCUGCUGUUCAUCAACAACCGUUUGGUCGAUUCUCCUUCAAUCCGGAAGAUGUUGGAAGAAUUGUACUCUGUUUAUCUCCCGAAAAAGGGCCAUCCGUGGUGUUACAUAUCUCUGGAUAUUAAUCCGCAGAAUAUUGACGUAAACGUACACCCGACGAAACACGAGGUCCGAUUUCUUCACGAAGACACGAUAAUCGAGAGAAUAAAAUUCGCCCUGGACGAGAGACUGGCUGGCAAUAGCGCGUCCAGGACGUUUUACUUGCAAGCUAGAUUGCCGAAAGCAGACAUCACGAAGGAGGUCCUGGAAGAGGUGUUACCGGAGUAUAAUAAGGGGAAUGCGGAUAAAUUGAAAAAGGUUCACGCUAGAGAGCUGAUUAGGACGGAUUCGUCCGAUCAGAAACUUGACAAAUUUAACUUUACCAUACAUUUCGAACAACGUAGCAACGACAGUAGUACUGUGGCGAAAGAAUUGCCACGUGAUACGAAUUCCAAGUCUCUCGAGUCCGAAAUUCCAUCGAGAAAAGACGAAUCUGACGUUACAGAAAAUAUGCUUGCCGACGACAAAUGUCGAGAGAAAAAUUCGAGCUCGACUUCAAAUACCGCGGAGCGCGAUUCUACAUUAUUACACAUAGAGGAGACUCCGGCUGAUAAUAGCUCGACAUGUUGGAGCGCUAUAUUAGAUAGUAAAACUUCGACUUCGCCGGGCUCGCAAAAUACUUGCAAUCCAGGUAGUUCUGCGCAAAAGGACACGUCGGGUGUCCAUCCAGAGAGCACCACGUUUGAUAUCGAAGAAUUUCUCCGAAACUUGGACGAGGAGGCAAACGAUCCCGUAGAAGACAAGCCUGUAGAUGCUAUAGCCGACAGGGCUCGUAAACAAGUGUAUCAGUACUUCGGAAAUAGGGACAUUAUCGAGAGCAUACAAAAAACUUCGGAAAAAGGACGGACACUAGAUACGGACGAUAAUGAGAAAGAGGGUGAAAGUUCGAUAUCUAAUACGAGUGAAUCCGAAAGGAUACCUUCCACUGAGAAGGAUACUCCUGCCGAUGACUCUCCAAAGUCUACGGCGCAAUUCAAGUCGUAUUCCGUGAAUAGCUUUAGACACGAAGUAAAAUUAACCAGUAUCCUGAAAUUACGCAAGGAUGUCGAGGACGAGUGUCACGAGGGACUAAGAAACAUUCUAGCCAACUUGACAUUCGUUGGCUGCAUCGAUCAAACUUCGGCUCUGAUACAAAGUGGCGUGAAUUUGUACAUAUGCAAUACUAGGAAAUUAGCGGAAGAGCUCUUUUACGAAAUCAUGCUUUACGAUUUUGCGAAUUUUGGCGUUAUCAAAUUUUCAGAACGGAUAUCGUUGUUCGAUUUAGCAAUGAUUGCUUUAGAUUCGGGGGAAACUGGAUGGUCGCAGGACGACGGGCCAAAGGAAGAAUUGGCGGCGAGGGUGAAGGAAUUGCUGUUGGAAAAGGCGGACAUGAUGAAUGAAUACUUUUCGAUUGUUAUGGAUAAAGUGGGAAAUUUGAGAUCGUUGCCCGUGUUAUUAGAUAAGUAUUAUCCAUACGAAGCGGAAAUUCCAUUGUACAUGAUGCGACUUGCAACGGAAAUUGAUUGGAGGAAGGAACAAGUGUGCUUCCAAAAUAUUUGCCGGGAAACGGCAAAGUUUUACAGCUAUAUCAACCCGAAACAUCAGGCAUACGACUGGAAAUAUAUAACUGAACACGUCUUGUAUCCCGCAAUUAAAGAAAGUUUACUUCCACCGAAGCACUUCGCUCACGAUUCAACGAUAUUGCAAAUAGCCAGCUUACCUGACUUGUAUAAAGUGUUCGAGAGAUGUUAAAUUACGUUACUCCAAAGAUACAUGAAUAUAUUACACAGCAAAUUACUAAAUUAAUUAAAUUGAACUUUUUUUUUAGUUAUUAAUGUACUGUAUUAUUUCUGGUUUGUUAAAUUGGAGAGUUUGCUAUACUUCUAUGUACUCACGUACGUUUAUGUACUUAUAAGAAUGAAAUUAACAAGUCUGAGAGCAAGUGUAUUCAAUGUUCUGUAAAUUUGUACAAUUAUGACCUACAUUUUCGGGAUACCAAAGUUUUUAUACGAAAACAUGUUAUAGACUGAAGAUGACUAGAAUAUAUAUUAUUAUUUUCGUCGGGAUUGGUAUUUUGUUUUUACCUUUACU
Messenger RNA from Vollenhovia emeryi, 3398 nucleotides. RefSeq names its product DNA mismatch repair protein Mlh1 (gene Mlh1). Gene Ontology annotation, biological process: mismatch repair. Gene Ontology annotation, cellular component: MutLalpha complex. Gene Ontology annotation, molecular function: ATP-dependent DNA damage sensor activity; mismatched DNA binding; ATP hydrolysis activity. The transcript is spliced from 9 exons. The record is from RefSeq and is a predicted model, not a curated record. Lineage: Eukaryota; Metazoa; Arthropoda; Insecta; Hymenoptera; Formicidae. The coding region runs from base 462 to 3059 and encodes 865 amino acids.